Molecule: messenger RNA, 3552 nt
Organism: Lineus longissimus
Lineage: Eukaryota; Metazoa; Nemertea; Pilidiophora; Heteronemertea; Lineidae
Product: dynein axonemal assembly factor 9-like
Exons: 31
Coding region: 52-3552 (1166 amino acids)
Source: RefSeq, a predicted model, not a curated record
GCCGCUGCAUAGCAGAAUUUUGUCCUCUGCUGGUGUCAAAGUGUCCGAAAAAUGAGUUACAGAAAGUUGACAAGACCUUCUUCCGGUCGGAGAAGUAUAAGACAGGAAACGUUUUCUCCGUUUGUGAGUUGCAGUCGUCUUCGGCUGGUGCAGUCAAUCCUUACCGACGGGGAGGAUGGUCCGGAUGCAGUCUUGGGAAUAUCAGGCAUUGACAGCAGAUACCACGAAGGAAGUGGCGAGUUCAUCAACUAUCUCCUGUUUGACUUGUUCCAAUCGAGGAAGAGUGAGAUUGAGAAGUCGGGCUAUGAUGAGGAAGUCAUCGAUGACCUGAUGUUGUUGGUGAAGAAAGGGAGUGUUCACGUCUAUUGUAACCCAGUCAACUAUCUAUUCCUUCUACCUUAUAUUGGCAGCUGGCCAAACCUCCGCAUCCACUGCCUCAAUGAAGAUGAUUACGCAGACGAAGAGAGCGCCGAAGAAUUUAAGAUCAAGAGCUUUAUCGCGAUGGUUGGAGACUGCAAGAGAGUAGGUGUGUCAUUCAGCAGUACUUGUCACAGCUAUCCGUUUGACAAGAUGGCCAUUGAGAAGUGGCCGAUAAUACAAGCCUAUGCGUUGGAUGAAUAUGGGGAGCUUGGGUUCUUCACGCUCCAGCAUGAAACCAUUGAUGUGAGUGAGCAGUUGAAGCGGAUCUACAGCAUUGUGGACCCCGUCACUGUUGAAGGGCUAGUAACAGAGCAUUUGCCACUAUUCGAACGGCAGUUCAACACGAUGAUGAAUACAAUGGAUAAUGAGGGCGCUACAGGCAUGGUCAAUAUGACAGAGAAAAGGGCUUGUGAGCCAUUGAAAAGCUACUUUAGCCACGGCCGAGUCGGGCAGGAUAAGAAGGUCAGCCGGUACCCGUUUGUGCUUUUCGGCACGGACACGAGAAGGCGGCCUCUGAAAGCUGCUGCUUCUACUGGGCUGAUCAGUGAAGUGAAUACACCUCAAGAGACUGGAAUCAGAGGGAAACUAGCCAGCCACAUGAUUUGCCAGUCUGUCUCUCCCCGUGGACCUCUCAGCUGCACAAGGACUUACUUCCUUCAGAGUGGACAUAACCCCUAUCCAGUGACAGAGAAGAUGAGACAGCCACAAGAUCAUCACAAGGACACUAAGUUGUUGACUAUCCUCUACACGAUGGCGGUCGAUGCCCUUCUCUCAGGCCUUGAUGUUUACGCUGCUUCCUUCAGUCAGACACAGGCGGAGCGACACGUGUUGAACCAUCUCCAGACAGCGGCAGAAGCUCACAAGCUGCAACUCGGCAAGAACUUCAUCACAAACAGCAAUAAUGUUGAGUUCAGGAUAGAAGCAUUUGACAACCUGGGCAGUCCCAUUCCCCUGAAAGAUGGAGAGCGUGUCCCCAUGGUGAAGAGCGCCACUAUAUCCAUCUAUGACGUGCCGAGUACAGAGCACUCGGGUCAAACUCUCGGCUCGAUCAUGUUUGCUGAGUCAUUCUUAGAGUCCAACAUCCAAGUGCUCAACAAAGACGGCUCGUUGUCUUGUGAUGCCAGUCUGACCGUUCUCACGCAUCAUGUGCCUCAUCACGCCACAUGGAUGAUGGAGAAAUCUGAUGUUGAGAUGAAGGCUGAUAUCAACUCAUUCCUGUCUGAACCGACCGGUGAGACGUUUGGCCACCUAUUGAUGAAUGGAGACACUGCUGAUCUGGUCCGAGCGGAUUCAACCGCAACAAAACAAGAAGGAUCUCUGUAUGCCUUUGAUGGCGGCCUCAUAUUCAACCUCGUCCACGGCGAUACUGUUGUCAUCCCUCAUAAUGAGAUUAAAGAUGUGCAGUUCUAUGACGGGGACUCUCCGAGUAACGUGAUCCUAAUGAUAGUGAACUACGAGGUGACAUUGCGAGCGUACCUACCUGACUGGCUGCUGCUGCCUACCAACAGACUGGUCAUCACGAUGAGCCCCAAGUCAAAGGCAUCCAAAGCAUUUUACUCAGAGGUGUUGCCAUUGUGGAGGAAGGAGGACCAGAAAAUCUCGCUCAAGCACCUGGAGAAGUUAGACACAGAUGUGGAAUCUCUCUAUGCAUUUCUGCAGCUUCAUCACUCGAUGUCGUCCCACCAUCCGUUAUCAACUAGUCCGUUGAAGAAAGUGAGCGGAUUAUUACCUGACUUUAUGGAGUUCCUUGGGCAUUUCCUGGUGAGUAGUGUGGGAAGAGUCCCUGUUGAUGCGAGUGACCUGCCGGUACUGCUUCAACAACCAGCAGAGAUACACGAAGAUAAAGAUGCAGAUGAGAUUGUGGUGACUAUAGUUAGUGGUAUUCCUGGCAGCUACAAGGAGAGUCUGUGCAAUGUACUCACCAAUAUGAUCAAGGAUGAAAGCAGGUGGCUAGUUUUCCGGCAGCCAAUUGAAAACACCGAUGCAUUUAACGCCGAAUCCCUCCAAAACUCACUUGCCGUAGCCCUCCAGGCUCAGAAGAGAAAACGUCCCGGUGUCGGUCGCAAACAGCUCAGAACACUAGUCUGUACCCCUGGAUUCACUAACGUCCUCGAGGUCGUCCAAGCAAUCAUGUGCCAUCCUAACCAUGAGGUCGCUGAACAUUUGAAAAUUGGUGCUGUGACCGUCUGCGUGGAUCCUCUCAAUGUUUACAUGACUGACAGGUUUACUUUUCCAAAACUCCUCGACCAAUGCUCACAAGGCUUCGUCAACAACGUCAUGUUCACCAGCUCCACAGAUGCCAAGAACCGUGACCUUGCCUCCAUCCAAGAACUCAUCCGUGCUACCAACUCAGAUGUUGCCUUCCUUCUGGCGAAUAAGGGCGAGAGUCUCAGAUCCCAAGAUGUUGAUCUCGUCCUUUCUGAGUCUGCGUUCACAUCGAGUAACAUGAGCCGAUCACGCCACCUUCUGUGUCCAGGAUGGUCGUCCCUGCUCACCACCUCGCAGCCCGAUACUCCCAGGAUGGAGAUGGUCUGUCUCCAGUUUGCUCUUCCCUUAGAACGGUCCAGGCUAGUCUCAAGGUUGAAAGGUCUAAAGAGUUCCUUGUGCAAGUUCCCCUUCAUCGGCAAUGUCUACUUCAUCAAGGGAAAAGUCAGGUUUACUGGUAACCCGAAGAUGUUUGAAAUUGACUACUGUACCAACACAGGCAUUUUCCGCAGCACUCCGACAGACAUGCAGCCAACUCCACCCUCAGCUCCAGGUAGCAAUGGACCAUCGAGGUUGAAUGGUCAUCAGCAUUGUGUCGUCUUCACUGGUUGUGGGCUCGAUGAGAACAAGAUGAGAGACUGGCUCAGGUCUUGUGGCAAACAGAAACCUACCUCAAAGGAGAGGAGAACCAAACAGAAUCUGACCAAUGAAGAAAAGAUGAAAAUACAUGCUGAGCACCACCUGGACACCCUUCCAGAAGGCUGGUUCUAUAACGGCACACAGUUCGUCAGUUUGGAAGGAGACCGCAGCGACCUACAUCCCAACCUGGACGCAUUCAUCUCGGAAUUCCUGGCAGUGAAGAACAGAGCUAUUGAUUCGUACAAUCAGAGGAUCGAGGCUGAGGAGUACCCCGAUAUGUUUGCUUGA